UCUCGCUGCACCCCUCUCCCGUCCUUGUACACGCACACGCACGCUGACCCCACGCAGGAUCCAAAGCAAGAUUCAAAAGCACAUCUUCGCGUUUUCUACCAGCUCCCCAUCAUCCUAUAAGGGAGGAAGAAGCCGGAGCCUUUAUUGGAAGAGAUGGCGAUGAGCCUGUGCCCCCUGUUGUUGGUCUUCGUGCUGGGUCUGGGUCUGACCCCACCAUCCCUGGCUCAGGAUGAUUCCAGGUACAGACAGUUCCUGACCAAGCACUAUGAUGCCAAUCCAAGGGGCCGGAAUGACAGAUACUGUGAAAGCAUGAUGGUGAGACGACACCUGACCACACCCUGCAAAGACACCAACACUUUUAUUCAUGGCAGCAAGAGCAGCAUCAAGGCCAUCUGUGGAAAUAAGAAUGGAAACCCUUACGGAGAAACUUUAAGAAUAAGCAAGACUCGUUUCCAGGUCACCACUUGCAAGCAUGCAGGAGGGUCCCCCCGGCCUCCAUGCCGAUACAGAGCCACACCAGGGUUCAGAAGCAUUGUCAUUGCCUGUGAAAACGGCUUGCCUGUCCACUUUGAUGAGUCCUUUUUCCGUCCAUAACCUGCAGGCCACUGCCCAGAGCUGGAUCUGCUCUCCUUCCCUUGCAUUUCCCUUCCACACCCCAGAACAGUGGUGGCAACAUUCAUUGCCAGGGGCCCAGAAAAUGAGCAGCCUGGACCUUUUGUUGUCUGUUUUAUAGUAUGUUUAACAAAUAAAAAUGUCUCUGAAAUUAGUAAGAAUCAAAGUCUUCUCACUGAUUCUUGGCCUAUUGAUCUUUCCCCAUUUUCUCUACUCAGCUGUCUCCUGGGAAGAUUGGAUGGGAUAGAAAUGCCUUUUUCUUUAUCAGUCAGGUCCUUAUCAGUCAGUAGGGAGGGGGACUUCACCUUUCUGUGAAGGUGAGGAUGUUAAAUUCAUCUUACAGAGACAGCUGGCAAAACUCCAGGGCUCAUGGCCACUGAGAAGAAUUUUCAGGAGGCGAAAAUUAUUUUUGCUGUCAAAUAAUAAGCCAAUAUUACUUUUACAAGUGUUAAACCUUAAGGAGAAGAGUUUAGAACUUAAUACCAACAGAUUCAUUCGACUUUCACUCUCUGUCUCUCCCUCUCACACACAGACACAUGCACACACAUGUAAUCCUACGUGAGUACCAAAAUCCAUUCAGGGUGGCCACCUCUUGUCUUAAGCAAGAGGUAGUUUUGAUGUUGUUUUAAAUGGGAUGCUCCCAGGAUAUUCUCAUGGUUAUUUUAUAUAAAGAUCAAAAAAUUUGAUUACUUUACAUUAUUCUCUCUAAUUUUUUACCUUAUCAACUGGUGUCUGGCAACCGUGAGGUCUUAGGGAAGUCAUAGAUUGCAAGCUCAUCCCUCAUUCUUCUUCAACUGGGUUUAUUUUCAAGUAAACAUAAACUUAGGUUAACAGACACUCUCUUUGUAAAAUAUACUAAUCAAUCCACAGGUUCAGUGGUUAACUUCUUGUUACCUAAUUCACAUCAACAGAUGCCUGGAUAUUUUAUGUAGAAAGUAGUUAAAAAUUACAGUUAUAAAUCACUAGUUUUGCCAUCUUGUGACUAUAUGACAGUAGUAGUCACAGCAUUCCUGAUGGUGGCCUCUCCUGCUGCCUUCAUUACCCUGAAAUGGGCCAAAAUCUCUGGUUCCCCAGUACCUGGGUUAUAGACCAGUGUCCAGGUGCCACCUGGGAGAGCCCAGCCUUACUGAAAGUAUUCCAAUUUCUGGAGGAAGGGAAGGAGGAGUAGCUUACUGGCGCACACUCAGGACGUGAAUCUGUCCGCCUUGAGUUAAUCUAUUUCAAAAUUGAAAACACUGUCGUUUCCUAAGAAGGUGAGGAGAGGAGUUUUCCAAACCUCUCUUCUUGGAAAAUUUGCCUUCUCAUAAAAUCUCAAAACCCCUUAGGAAGUGAGAAAGUUUCAGUUUUUUGUAUAAUAUUUGGACCCUUUUCUCAGGUUCUCCAACUGGUACUAUCUCCCUGACAUGAGGCAAAGUGACUUCCAUACAGAUCAUUGUCCCACUCAAAGUCUUGAUGGGGAAGGUCAAAGCCUGGACCAUUACUAUAUUGGUGUCGCCAUAGCUGUGAAAACUCAUGUCUUCUCCAAACAUCUGCUUAGAGCAUUAUCAUUGCACACCCUGCUCUAGCAUUAGGGCAAAUGACUACUUCCUAAGAAACCAUAUAGCCGUGGAGUAGUGGUGCUUCCCGACCUGCUGACAGAGCUAGCAGCUGGGUAGCCAAUCCAGUACUGUUUGCUUCGCAUCUCUUGUUCUCUCACAACCAAAAGCUAUUUAGAGUGAAUUGUCACGUCACAGACAAGACAUUUUAUCUCAAGCAAAUCAUUUGAGGAAUUGAAGUACUGGUCAGCUGCACUUUGUUGACUUUGCAAGGAAAAGAGAAGAAAACCCCCCAAAAUGUCAAGUCCUUUGAAAAGUGGUGAAAUGGAAGGAAGAAAAUACCAUGCAACUGGAGAGAAAAACUUUCUUUAGGGACACAGGAUAAAUCCUAGUAGCUGAGAUAUUUCAGCUUAAAAACAGCCUUCUAACUUCUUGGGAAUACAGAUACUCUACAAAAUAAAUGGGGGAUCAAUAAUAUAUGCAAUUCAAUGUAGCCAUUCAUUAUUUUAUCAGAUUGAGGGAAGCACAGGAAACCAAGAAAAGUGAAAAUUGUAAAAAUGAUCAUUGCCAACAUUUACUGAACACUUAUUGUGGGUUCAGCAUUAUGAUCAGCACUUUACAUUGAUUUUAUCAUUUAUUCUAAGAGGUAGGUAUUGUUAUGUUCAUUUUACUUAUAGGAAAUAUGCUGAGAGAGGUUAAGUAAUUUCCCCACGGUCACACAGCUGGUGUGGCAGAGCUAGAUCUUCGGGAUCAUCAUAUGAAGUUCUUAUUGAGAGUGAAUGUGGUGCAAUGGAGAAAGCCUUCGGGACAAGAUCUGAACAAAAAGUAUGUUAGGAUGAUUAAAGAAUCAUUUAAUUUUCUGUUGUAGCUGCAGACUUGAGAUGCACCCAUUGAUGUCACAUUGGACUUUUCUUUUUGCAAAUAUUUUUCCAUGUCUUGUUAAAUCAGUUGGUUAGUGUGGCUGAGGUCAUGGAUUUGCUUUGCGUGAAUAGUUUGAAUCUUCACUGUAGCCAGUUAUCUUACUAAACUACAUUCUUGGUCACAAGGAAGCAGGAUGUGAAAAAGUAGAUAGAACUGUGCAAGAUGAGAGGCACAAGAUUAGAUUUGGGAAAAACAACCCAGAGUACAUCGUUGUAAUGAAGCUAUCACCUAGGUGCUAAGUGUACCUUCACAAGAGGUAUCCAUUGGUCUUGGCUGAGGAGUGAAUCAAGCAUCAUUUCUCCCUGGCACCCUUCUUCCCAUAACCCCUACACUUCCCUCUCUUCCUAACUCCGUAUCUUGUAUCUACAGCUGCAGUCACAGGAAUAUGACAUAGAGCUUUGUAUCUUUCUGUGUGCAGGCAAAAGGUGGCUGUGAUGUAGGAGGUGGCAUUUAAAAGAAGUUAUUUUUGAUACUGGUCAUUGUUACCAACUAAAGGAUGGGCUUUAGGUGGGACAAAUUGCAGGUCCCUCAUGAGCCAUUUCAGUCACUCAGAGAGUAUUAUCAAACAGCAUCUUUGAAAACACCGGACAGUAGUACUCGUAUACCUCAAACCAGGAGUUCAGCUGAGGCCAGCCCUUGGACUGCACAUGUAGAUAUGCGUCUGUCUGACUCUCAAAAAAUUGUGCUUGCUACUUUGGGUUGCUCACUUCCUGUUCAAUCAGAGAUUAUUUUUCUUUGCUCUAACGAGUCAGCCCUGCCUCACCGCAAGAGUCAAGUGGGUUCACAGUCCAUGAGUUCCUGUCAAUCCCAGGAGUGACGGCCAGAUGGCAGCAUCUGGCUAGUUAGUGUUGAUGAGUGACCCCCACCUCCACUCCCACUCUCUUCCACCCCUGAUUAAACUCUGAUGCUAGAGAAGCAACUCUGAGCAUAGACGUCUUUAAUACCCUGGAUAUGUGGGGAGAAGGAUGAGAGAGGCAGCAGAGGAUGUGGAAAGAGAACAUAUUUUAGCAGAUAGGCCUGGAUUCCUUUCUUCAGAUAACAAAAGCAAUGUUCUCAAAGUCUCUCAAAGCACAGCAAUGCUUUCUUUGUUCUUGCUCUGGAGGUGUUGUUGUUUGUAUUUUAAUUCUAUUAAACAUAUAUUUAUUUUCUAUUGCCAAGAGGUGCCAACACAAUGAUCCCGCAACUAGAGAAGACAGACAACUACCAACAGCCAUUGACAAGACAGGCAGAGCAUCAAGGAUAGAUGCCUGACAAAGGAAUAUAUCACCAGGGCCUAGUUUUUUAGGUUGUGCACAGAAACAGCUAAGAAAAAAGACAGAGUGCAAGUCUUCUGUUGUGGAGAUUGUGCUGUUUAGAUUUAUUUUUUAAAUGUUUCUUAGCUUUUCUCAUCAGUCAAUUCCACAAGCCUCGGGAACACCUUCACUCUCUAUACCCAUUUCAUUUUGUUUGUUCAUUAGCCUGCUUAUUUCAUUUAUUGCCUCAUUCAACCACUAAUUACUAUCUUCAAAGCACUGUAUUGGGUCCUCUGUUUUUGGUUCUUUUUUUAAUAGGAUUUACAAGAUUUCCAAAAGGACUUGAUUUUAAUGCCUUUAGAAUAGCCACAUAAGAGAAAAGGCUAAACCUGAAUGUUACUCUAUCCUUUUUGUACUGCCUUCCUUAAUUCCCAGAUGUAAGGAAUUAAA
Molecule: messenger RNA, 4750 nt
Organism: Equus caballus (horse)
Lineage: Eukaryota; Metazoa; Chordata; Mammalia; Perissodactyla; Equidae
Gene: ANG
Product: angiogenin
Biological process (GO): innate immune response; antimicrobial humoral immune response mediated by antimicrobial peptide; antibacterial humoral response
Molecular function (GO): nucleic acid binding; RNA nuclease activity
Source: RefSeq, a predicted model, not a curated record